AUGGCUUCUCCUCAAGUUCACCAUCUUUUCCAUGCUCCCAUUGCCGACCAUUCUUUCUCGUCUGACCGGCAAACUCUUGCUGUCGCCCGCGAAAACAAUGUGGAGCUGUAUCAGACAUCAGGCAACAAGUUCGAAAUGAGUGAUGAACUGAAAGGCCAUGAGAAGACUGUUACUAGUGUUGACAUUGCUCCCAACAGCGGUCGUAUUGUGACCUGUUCUCAAGAUCGCAAUGCGUAUGUUUGGGAGAAGACCCCCACUGGCUGGAAGCCUACACUAGUCCUUCUUCGAAUCAACAGAGCUGCGACAUUUGUCAGAUGGUCUCCCUCUGAGCAGAAAUUUGCUGUCGGUUCCGGAGCCCGCGUCAUCGCUGUUUGCUAUUUCGAGGAGGAGAACGAUUGGUGGAUCUCAAAGCACCUGAAGAAGCCCAUUCGCAGCACCAUCACCACUCUGGCCUGGCAUCCGAACUCGGUUCUGCUCGCUGCAGGCUCCACCGACUCUCAUGCCCGAGUCUUCUCCAGCUUUAUCAAGGGUAUCGACAACCGCCCUGAGCCCAGUGCCUGGGGUGAGCGCCUGCCCUUCAACACGAUCUGUGGUGAAUACUUGAAUGACUCCGCUGGCUGGAUCCAGGGUGUCGCAUUUUCCCCGAGUGGAAAUGCUCUCGCUUUUACUGGACAUGACAGCAGUGUCACGGUCGUGUACCCCAGCGCCCCCGAACAACCACCCCGGGCGAUGCUAAACAUCUCUACCCGCCUUCUGCCAUUGAACAGUCUCAUCUGGAAUGGCGAGAAUGAAAUCCUCGCCGCUGGUCACGAUUGCGAGCCUUUCCGCUUCAAGGGCGAUGAAAACGGAUGGCAACUUGCUGGAUCUCUGGAAAAGCAGACUGGAGCUGGUGCGGGUCCUCGUGAGGAGUCUGCGCUUAAUAUGUUCCGUCAAAUGGAUCUCAAAGGCCAGUCCCAGGUGGACACCAAGCUCAAGUCAACUCACCAGAACACCGUGAACACACUCCGUGCCUAUGAUGUGGCUGACGGACAGGUGCGCUCGUUCAGCAGUAAGAAUUUCCCUCCUAUUAAUUGGUCAGAUCUUAUACUAACCCUGCACCUAGCGAGCGGAGUGGAUGGCCGUGUUGUGAUCUGGUCCACCUAG
Molecule: messenger RNA, 1143 nt
Organism: Penicillium odoratum
Lineage: Eukaryota; Fungi; Ascomycota; Eurotiomycetes; Eurotiales; Aspergillaceae
Product: WD40 repeat domain-containing protein
Exons: 3
Coding region: 1-1143 (380 amino acids)
Biological process (GO): Arp2/3 complex-mediated actin nucleation
Cellular component (GO): actin cytoskeleton; Arp2/3 protein complex
Molecular function (GO): actin filament binding
Source: RefSeq, a predicted model, not a curated record